Molecule: messenger RNA, 1047 nt
Organism: Spinacia oleracea (spinach)
Lineage: Eukaryota; Viridiplantae; Streptophyta; Magnoliopsida; Caryophyllales; Amaranthaceae
Exons: 1
Coding region: 1-1047 (348 amino acids)
Source: RefSeq, a predicted model, not a curated record
AUGAGAGACAGUCAGAGAAGAGAAUACCAAGGGAGAGAUCACCAAAAACAAACAAACCAUACCUACCCCGCAUUCCAUGAAUACACUCCAUUGAAUGCCCCAAGAGCUGCCAUCUACAACAUCAACAAGAAUGAGAACUGGAAAAGACCACCUCCAAUGAGUAACAAACCCAGACCACAAACGAAGUACUGUGCUUUCCACGAGGACUGUGGACACUACACGGAAGAAUGCAGAGAUUUGAAAGAUAACAUCGAGGAUAUGAUCAGGAGAGGCUACCUGACACAGUAUAGAGCCCGGCAAGACAUCAACAAUCAACAAAAUCACAGCCAGCAAAACCACAACCCAAAUAACAGAUUGCCAGCAACCCAAACACCACUCAGAAUAAAACAAAAGGCACCAGAAACCAGCCGUAAUGCAGAAGCUAGAAAUACCGGCCAGAAGAGGCCGACAGUAUGGGUCAUAUCCGGCGGGCCAUGCCACGGAGGAACAAUUAGUGGAGCAGACAGGAGCCUAGAGGAGCACCGCCACCUCAUAAACUACCACAGCACCAGAAAGUGGCCAUCACCCCCAGUCAUCCCAGGAAUCUCAUUCUCCCCGGCAGACUACCGCAGAAUCAUAUAUCCCCAUGAUGACCCAUUGGUUUUUGGCCUCGAAGUAGCAAACUUUCCGGUAAAAAGAAUACUGGUAGACGGCGGAAGUUCAGCCAACAUAAUAUUCUGGGAAGCCUUCACUCAACUCCAAAUAGAUGAGAAGGAACUCACGAGAGUCAAUUACCCGGUAAUAGGAUUCUCCAGGGCCACCGUCUUUCCAGAGGGAAGCAUCAGGCUGCCGGUACAGAUCGGAGAAGGUAGUGCCACAAGGGACCUGAUGGUGGACUUCUUAGUAAUAAAAGUGCCGGCUGCGUACAACAUCAUCAUAGGCCGACCAUUCAUCCUUGACGCACAAGCAGUGGUAUCAACGUACCACCUAACCAUGAUAUACAUUUCUAACUUCGAGAAAGCAGAGAGAAUCCAGGUAGUCAAGAAUCAGCAAGAUCAUGCUACUUGA